Messenger RNA from Stegostoma tigrinum, 8522 nucleotides. It is a transcript of the gene zbtb47b, whose product is annotated as zinc finger and BTB domain containing 47b. Gene Ontology annotation, biological process: regulation of transcription by RNA polymerase II. NCBI's taxonomy places the organism in Eukaryota, Metazoa, Chordata, Chondrichthyes, Orectolobiformes, Stegostomatidae. Gene Ontology annotation, molecular function: RNA polymerase II cis-regulatory region sequence-specific DNA binding; protein binding; DNA-binding transcription factor activity, RNA polymerase II-specific. The coding region runs from base 390 to 2492 and encodes 700 amino acids. Gene Ontology annotation, cellular component: nucleus. The record is from RefSeq and is a predicted model, not a curated record. The transcript is spliced from 7 exons.
GCGCGCUGGUGUGAACAUGCUGGAUGAGCCGGUGCAGGGACAGAGCUGAGACUGAGAGCUUGGGGGACAGGGGGCUGAGAGACUGUGCAUGGACGGCGCAACCUUCCCGCACGCCUUGUGCUCGCCUCAGAGUGCGGGGAAGAAGAGGAGCAGGAGGAGGAGGAAGAGGAGGAGCUGCACUGCACCGCCAAAACUGGCUUCAAAAUGAUAAACAUCCCAGAAUGCUUCACAGAAGCAUAAUCUGAUUAAAAAUACAAAUAAACCAAAAAUGAAGAUAUUGGAAGAAGUGCAGAAUAUCCUGAUUAGAGCUGAUAGUUGAAAAGACCACUGACUACCCUUCCACUGAGUAUUCUCUGGUGGAGGAUGUUGCCCUCCACUUUACUUGUUUGAUGGACAGACUGAAUGAGCAACGCCUAUUUCAGCCAGACCUGUGUGAUGUAGACAUUGUAUUGGUGCGCCAGAAGAAUACAUUUCCUGCUCACAAAGGGGUACUCGCGGCCUACAGUCAAUUCUUUCACUCACUUUUUACACAAAACAAGCAGCUUCAACGUGUCGAACUUUCAUUAGAAGCUCUAACAUCGCAAGGGUUUCAGCAAAUCCUGAACUUUAUCUAUACAUCAAAGCUGCUCGUAAAUGCCUGCAAUGUGCAGGAUGUGCUAAACGCUGCUGCAGUUCUACAGAUGAAUGAUAUUGCCACUUCCUGUCAAGAAUUAAUAGAUAGCCGGUCCUUAAACUUGACGACGGUGGCUAGCGAUAUGUCAAAGCAGGAAAAUCGCAGCAAUCCCCUUGGCUCUCAGUUUUAUCGUGAGAUUAAGCAGGAGGUGGAUUCACACCCUAAAAUCUAUGCUAGAGAGAGCAACAAUCCAUACUCGGUACGUGUGGAGGACAACACUGGGAAACAACACUCACCAAUUCAGCCAAAACAGCAGUAUUAUAAGGAGGAGAACGAUGACCAAACGGUGUGCAAGAUUGAGGGAGAUACUGAGCAAUUGGAUGAUGAUUCGGACAGUAGGGGCUCAUAUAACCGGGAACAGAUCAUUGUGGAGGUUAAUCUUAACAACCAGACUCUGAAUGUUUCUAAAGGGGCUGAGGGCAUGUCUUCACCUUCAGAGGCUACAGCUGUAUUAAGUAGGUGUCCUGAGGAAGAAGAGGAUGACGACGAAGAGGAGGAUGAUGAUGAGGAAGAGGAGGAGGAGGAGGAUGACGACAAUGCUGAUGGGGAAGAAGAGGAAGAAGAUGACGAAGAUGUCACUGAGGAAGAGGAAGAGGAUGAAGAAUGUGAAGAGAGUGAUGAAGAUGUGAAUGAAGGUGGUGAUAACCCUGAUACUCCGGAAGUCAAGACUGAAAGUGGGCAAAUGACCCGGAGAACAGCAAGAGCUUUGACUGCUUCCAAAGGCUCAACUCCCCCAGCUCCAAGCCGGUCACGGAGACCUGCCAAACAUGAAAUGAGAACUCGAGGUCGGAAACGAAAGAAGGAUUCUGAUAGCUCAAAUCAGAAGGUGAAAAUCGAAGAGAAACAGCACUUCCCUUGCAAAAAGUGUCCCCGGGUAUUCAAUAACCGCUGGUACUUAGAGAAGCACAUGAAUGUCACGCACAGCCGCAUGCAGAUCUGUGAUAAGUGUGGCAAGCGAUUUGUACUGGAAAGUGAGCUGUCACUGCAUCACCAAACUGACUGUGAGAAAAGUAUUCAGUGUGUCACCUGCGGGAAGGGGUUUAAGAAGCUCUGGUCACUUCAUGAACAUAAUAAAAUAGUUCACGGUUAUGCAGAGAAAAAGUUCUCCUGUGAAAUCUGCGAGAAGAAAUUUUACACAAUGGCCCACGUCAGAAAGCACAUGGUCGCUCACACAAAAGAUAUGCCAUUUACCUGCGAGACUUGUGGGAAGUCAUUUAAACGCAGUAUGUCACUGAAAGUCCACUCCCUGCAGCAUUCGGGAGAAAAACCUUUCAAAUGUGAGAACUGCAAUGAAAGAUUCCAGUAUAAGUAUCAGUUGCGCUCUCAUAUGAGCAUCCACAUCGGACACAAGCAGUUCAUGUGCCAAUGGUGCGGCAAGGAUUUUAACAUGAAGCAGUAUUUCGAUGAACAUAUGAAGACGCACACUGGGGAGAAACCGUACAUCUGUGAGAUCUGUGGCAAGAGCUUCACCAGUCGGCCAAACAUGAAACGGCAUCGUCGGACACACACAGGCGAGAAGCCAUAUCCAUGCGAUGUCUGUGGCCAGCGCUUUCGCUUCUCCAACAUGCUUAAGGCACACAAGCAGAAGUGUUUCCGAGUCACCAACCCCAUCACGGCAGACAGCAACCCCCUGAGCCUCACGUCCGCCACACCCCCCAAUUCCAGUAACCCCCUCAUUAGCCCCCAUCCCCAAUCACACCCUCACUCCCUCCCUCUGCCCCUCCUUCACUCCCUCCCACCAACUCUCCCCCCUCCCCCGCACCUUCCACCGCCACCUCCCCUCUUUCCAGCUGGACGGAUAAAUGCCAACAACAACUGAAUGGCUGUAAAGGGGCAGGGGGCAUUUUGGCCCUCCAAACAAAAAAAAGAGACAAGUGACUGUAGCAGACAGAGAAGCGCGCACUGGGUGUGACGCUGAAUAUAUUCUGUUACCUGGAAGGAAUAUAACCAAAGGGGGCAUACUUAACAGAUGGGGACUCAGAUUCAAACAACCUUGAAAAAGAUCAUUAUUGACUUAUGUAACAAAAAACCUAUUUUGGUGUAUUAUUUACAGUAAGGAUGUAGACAAAGGAUUUUUGUUUUUUAAAUGUCAUUAUAGGACUAAAGGCUAUUACCAAGUAGUCUGAACUACUUUUAAAGGCAUCCAUAGACUUAAACUGCUCUCACUUUAAAAAAAACUUUUCUGUUUGCGUUUUUGAACAUAAAUAUCCCUGCAGCAUAUAAUGCAAGAAGGACAUGUACAGAUUUAAUGCAGAGAGCAAAGCCCUUCAUAAAUGUGUUUCUAAUAUACUUAGCAAGGUAUUGUUGGAUUCCUCCCUUUUCUGAGCACCCCUUCCUACCUGUCCAAACUCAACCCCACUCCUCUCCAAACCUAAUCCCCCCCCACUUCCCAAACCCAUUCUUUUGAGCCUCCAAAGUGUAUCCUGCUAUUUUUUAACACAUGUUUAGUUAAGUAAAGCAAGCUGUGCUUGUGUGUAGCAAGUUUAACCAUUUACUGUGGCACGUCUAAACCGACUUGACAUUUUAGCAGUUAGUGUCAUGUCAUAUGAGUGAACCGGGGCAGUGUUUAUUUUACCAUGGACUGUAUGACUUAACCACAGAAGCAACUGAGGUGAGAGGAUAAGAAUUAAUGGAACUGAGGGGCUCCAGUUUGUGGCCAAGUACAGACACUAAAGAAGGGAUGACUGACAAAAUCAGUCACGGAAAGUAGGACUUCUCUCUCAGUCAGUUAACAGCCUGGAGGCAGGGAACUGGGUGGAUUGCAAAAGUGUGCUCUAACCACCACUUACUCCAGUUCACUUUACUGACUGCUUUGCCUCCAAACUUUGUGGCCAUCUUUGUUGGGGCUGACCAGGGAGCCCUUGUUUCUUUGGAGGACCAAGUUAGCACUUGAUGAUCAUGAGCACUGUGGCUUUUAAUAGGAAAGCAGAGUUAAUAAAGGCAGAAAUAAAUAUUCUUCUAAUAUUUACAGUGCAGCAGAAGGACAGACCAUUCCAAUCGUUCUUAAAGAACUGAGCUGGAGAGUUUGAAAUUUAAAUGGGAAUGAAACUGGUCAGUGCUGUUGUGGAGGAUUCUGCACUAAGCCAAGGCACAGUGUAAUGGAGAGGACUGAGAAAAUACAUGCAGUAGAAGUCAAGUAAGGAGCAUUUGGGUGUUGAAAUCUCAGCAGCAAGAAGUAUUGGGAAAUAUGCUGCUUUAAGUUGCAGCUGAUGUGAGGGUUUUUGCACCUUUCAUUAACUUUAAACUUUAUAGACCCCAGGGAAAAGAAAGACAAAGAAAUGAAGUUCUCUUGCAAAUGGUUGCCUUAAGGGACUCGAAUUACAGAAUUUAGCAAGACAUGGUUGGGGAUCAUUAGAUAUAUUUGCCCAUCAGAGAUACUUCCAUCCCUCCUCCUACAGGGGAAAAUUCAGUUAUCGAAACAAUAUCAGAGACAAAGAAAAACUGCAGAUGCUGGAAUCCAAGGUAGGCAAAUGGGAGGCUGGAAGAACACAGCAGGUCAGGCAGCAUCUGGAGGAAAGGAGCAGUCAGCAAGCAGCAGGACUCCUGAAGAAGGGUAAUAGCUGAAACGUUGACUGGUCCUUUACUCUGGUUUCUGCCUGUUCUGCUGUUUUCUUCCUGUUUAUUGAAACCAUAUGACAGGCUCACAUUUAAAGUGUGGUCAAAUUAAAAGUAUGACUUGGUACCAGAACUGGGGAUUCUCCUUUGUGUAUGAUGUUAAGCCCAGGUGCAUCAGUGGCUUGCUUUCUGAAGUAGGACUUUCAGCACAGACUUCAGUGUUUCAGAUAGUGCCUUUGUCAUUAUGCUGCUCCUCUAGGAUUAAAACCACCUUGAUUAGCUUCCCCCUGACCAAGGGCUUAUGUUUUACUGAAAGGCAUAGAGAACAAUUGACAGUGGCAGUGUUAGAUCUGGUUGAGCUUUUGAUUUGGUAACCCUUCCAGUAACUGUUCAAGGUGGACUGUAAGACACACCCAGGGAUAUUAAUUGCAUUGCUGCAGCAUCCUUCCUGUCUCAGUCCAAUUUGCCUGUGACAUCUUGACUCUAAAAAUGGUGUGCCUCUAAAAGGUGAACUUUUUUAAGAAGGAUCGUGGGAGUAGGACAGAGAGGAGCAGUCUUCCAUUGGCAGCCCUGAUAACAAUGCUGCUACAGGUAUCUUACCAGAAAGGUCUUGUACUUGACACAGCUGUCUGCUUGUGGUGGAUUUUCACACAUAGCUUUAUGGGAAGAGUUCCCCAAAACUGGAAUAAUUUCCACAUGCUGCCAUUUUAGUCAAUUUCUGUUCUACUGAACUAAUAGAUAUUGACAUCCCUCUAAACUUGAACACUAACCUAGAUUUUAAAGCAUUACAAAGGGGUGAACUUACUAUUUGAAGCCCACCUUAAACUGCAGCGAUUACUUUGUUUGGGAACUGUAAAAGGCCUCAGAUUUUAGAGUGGAAUUUUGUUGAAUCAUGUGGACAUUACACUACAUCCUCACCAUAGGUUAAUCUUCUUGUAAUUAUUAAAGACGCCCUUUUCCCUACCCAUCCUUAAGACUAUUUUGUCAUAAUGCAGGAUUAAAAUAAUAGAAAUCUAAUUGAAAUAUUCAAUUUGAUUGAUGUGCUUAUAAGCUGCUUUAACAAUUUAAAUCACUAUUUUGCACCGGGGCAUGGGAGAAGUCAUUCUCUGUUUCUGAACUGCAGAUUUUAGAAGAAUCAUUACUAUAUUUAAUGGUAAGUAACAGCAGAGCAGAAUUUAUUUGCAAGUGCACUGUUAAGUCUCGAACUAUAUUUUGUCACAGAAUUUAACGUGCAGUAUUUGUCAUUGUACAGAGACGAGGAGGAAAAUGUCAGUGAAGCAUUUCAGUAUUUUUAAUAUGCUCUUAUCGGAUACAGAGUUUAAAAAAAUUAAAUAAAAAGUUGGUUAUUGUAAAGACAUAGGACUUUUUAAUAUUCAAUGUUUUGAUACUUUUGAAAUCUGCCUAUUUUGCUCAUCAAGACUGCACCUUCAAGCAAUAGCAAUCUUUGGGUUGGGCAUCCUGAUACUUAUUUUCGGUGUUGGUAAUUCAGCCAACUUUUAAUUGGAAUUUGUGUUCUAACAUAGGACCCCUCAGUUGUUCAUUAGCAUGUAAACCUGCUCAUUAUCUCAGAUACAGCAAUGCAGCGUGGUGUAAUGGGAUGCUAGUCUGUUGUUAUAGGAUCCAACGGCAAUGACAGCAAACUUUGUUCCAAGUUUGCAAUUCAGGACAAAACCAUGAACAAAGGGGGUUUAUGGGAUCCUUUGCACAAAACAGUACAAUGUGAAUCAUCCAUAGCAGCUGUUACUUUUCCUUCAGAUUCUGGUAUUUAAUUUAUAUGGUAUUCUCAUCUUUCAUUUUUUUAUAUAUAUAUAUACACGCUAACAGUCGCAUGCUAAACGGACUUCAACCAGAGGGAGGGAGUAGUUAGAUUCUGUGCUUCCUUUUGCAGCCUUCAUCUCUUCAUUGUACUUUUUAAUUCCUUGCAGUACAUAAUCCUUCCAUUUUAUUUAACAAUUCUAAAACAGAAUUGGAUGAAAUUAUCCCAAAUUUUUUAAAAAAAGGUUUUUUUUGCAAAGGCUAUUGGCCAUCACAAAGCAAGAGAAACCUGUUCAGGUAAAUGAUAUAUCUAAGUGCAAUCUGUCAAAACUGCAGCUGAGAGUGUCUCAAUUGACACGUUUGAGGAUUUCCUUGCUUUUUCAGAGGCACCGCCUGUGGUUAUCAUAUUGUUGCCACAAGUAUUCUUUUAAAAAAAUAUUUGAAGUGCUCGUACUAAUUGCAAAAACUUCUGGAAUCCAUCCGGUUAAUGUUGAGGUUGUUAUAUCAUUCCAUUCAUUAUGGAAGUACUUAAAGCAGGCAUCCUCUGGUUUGCCAAGUCCCGGAGGCUAUAUUGGGUAAAGGUUCGGUCUCCAGCUGUGUUCAUGGAGGAUUUUUUAAAAGAAUUAAUUUAAAGACUGUUGUUCAGAGUUUGAGAAACGUGAACAAGGAUAGCAUUGGAUUGGAGCCUUUUAACCCUUUGUUGACAUCCUUAUUUCACAGUGAAUGUUACUUUUGCUGUACAAAAUGAAAUCAUGGGUGAAUUGAUUCAUAAGCUUCAUUUAGGUAAGCUAUAUUUACAAUGAAAUCUUGCACCUUAACCCUAAUAUCCCUUCCUCCAAAGGACCACAGAUGAGGGGGGGGGGAAACACUGCUUCAUACUGUAGUUAUUCCGCUAUCUUGUGGAGAGAUUUCAUUUGAAGCAAGAUCAUACUGAUGUAAACAGCUGCGUAGUACUGCCUCAUUCAGGUAGUGUUGUACAGCUUGUUGAAUAGGGGAAAUGCUACGGAUAAUAUUUGUUGGAUACAAGGCCAAAAUUUAGCUUGGUCCAUUUUAGUAAAGCAUUAGGUUUAAGAAAAAAAUUAAAAUCAAAUUUGUGUAUCAGUUAUAAGUAUGUUAAUUCUAUAUUUUACUACAUAAACACGUCUUAGUUAUCUUGUGUACAUAGCAUUAAUGUAGAAUGUUGUAGUCUUGUGGUUUAAAGGAAGAUUAUGUCCAUAGGUGCUACAAUUACCAGUCUAUAUCUGUCAUUUAUGUACUGCUUAGUGUAUAGUGUAGUCAGGAUUUGCUGUCUAAUUCCUGAAGAAAUAAAUUCUUUCAUUAUAAUAAAAGCAUGGUUUACACCUUUGUAUUCUUAAAAAUUGUUGUCAACCAACUUGGAACUUAGCACAAUUUGCACAUUUUUCCUGUAAUUCACAUGCCUUUCAUUUGUCCUUUCAGAGGAGCUUGAAACUAUAGAAUUCUUCACUUCCCUCAGUCUUUUUGUCCUUCUUCAGUGCUUUUAAAACCUAAGCCAGGUAUAUACCAAGAAGGAAGAGUUCCAAAGACUGUCAACUCUGAGAAUAAAAUUCACCUCACCACGGUUUUAAAUGGGUGACCUGAUUUUUAAAUAGUGACACCAUCUUGCUUUAGAUUCUCCGAUGAGAGGAAACAUAUGCUUCCUUUCUACACUUUCAAGAUCCCUUAGGAUUUUAUACAUUUCAGCCGUCGUUUAUUUUCCUGAACUCCGAUGGACACAUACCUAGCCUGUCUGACAUUUCCUCAUUUUAAAAAAAAACCUGUCCAUUCCAGGUAUGAGUCUAGCAAACCUUCUCUGAACUGCUUCGAUGCAUGUAUGUCCUUACUGAAAAGAAGUGACUAUUACAGGGUGCACUGUACACUAGAUGCAGUUUUCUGUGGAACAGAGGCAUAACCUCCCUGUUUUUCUAUUCCGUUCCUCUCAGGAUGAAUGACAAUAUUUCGUCAGUUUUCCUAAUGACUUGCUGUACCUGCACUAACUUUAUACACAAGAGGGGACCCAGAUCCCUCUGUAUCGUGGAACUCUGCAAUCUUCACUGUUGAGAUAUUAUACUUUCUUUCACUCUGCUAAUUUCACAUUUAAAAAUUGCAUCUGGAAGACUAUAAAGUACCAAAAGGAAAGCCAAAAGUGCCAUAAUGUAGGAUUCUUUUAUUUGGACUAGCUUGGUGAAGCCAAUAAGUAGGAGUGGAAUUAAAAAUUAAUAUGACAACAUCUUUACUAAGAGCCUAAGGGUUAUGACUGAAGUCUGAACAGAGUUGUUUAACAAUCCACUUCUGGUCUCCCCUGUCUAGAGGAAUUUUGAACUGCAAACACAAUACCACUGAGUCAUUGUUUAGCCCUGACUAUUUUCAUUGCAGGCUAUAAUGUUGCCACGAGAUUUGAAAGCUUUUUUCCAAUUUUGUCGAUAUUUGUCACCAAGAUUUUCUAUCCUUGACUUUCACUGCCUCUCUCUAGCAGUGAAUGCUUGACAGUGAUUAUAUUUACAUUUAGAAAUGAAUCCUCGACGAGACAGCAGUUGUCAUU